This is a messenger RNA of Paramecium tetraurelia, 1350 nucleotides long. RefSeq lists its product as uncharacterized. The transcript is spliced from 3 exons. The record is from RefSeq and is a predicted model, not a curated record. Lineage: Eukaryota; Ciliophora; Oligohymenophorea; Peniculida; Parameciidae.
AUGUAAACCGUAAAGGAAACCAUUUAAGCGAUCUGCAAUAUCUUAUAAGCUUUUGGGAUCAAUAAUAUCGAUCCCAACACCUUCAGACAAGCAAAACAUAAUCUCUCUGAAGCAGUAACUAUGACUUAAUCUUUUUAUUAGAUUAAGCCAAUCUCAAGCAUUAUGCAUAACUUACUCAUAUUAGAUUUAUUCGAUUUCGAAUAUAAAUUAAAUGAGAUUACCAAUACACAUACAGACCCUGAUGGAUUGGAGAUCAUCUUACUUGCAUUAAGAAAUUCACCAUUUAUAAUCUACAAAAAUGGCAAGCCUGGAAUGGAUUAUUCAUCAAGUCGAGAUUUGCUUUUAGUUGUUGGACAAAUAUUGGCUGAAUCAGAUAUUUUUGAGAAAUACAAAAGGUUAAUCGAAAAAAGGGUGGCCAAUUUGAAAAUAAAGUUAGUUAAUAAGACAAAAGAACAGGAAGUAGAGAUUUCGACUCUAAGAUUUGUAAGCGAGGGUAAUUAAGUGAAGGAUUUUGAAAAUCUAAAUAGAAUAAUUAGACAUCAAUUCAAAUAACUUUCCUGCUUAUUCAAAAGAAAGGAAGCCCAAUAAACCCAGAUUGAUAAAAUAGUAUAAUAAAUGAAUUUAAAGGAUUUUACAGUCGAUCAAUUGCUCAGUCUCUCGGAUCCAGAUUAAUUAAAUGAAAUUAUAGCAAAUUUGAAGGAGAUUAUGUAAUUUUUAGAAUUUGAAACUUCAAUGCAUAGACAUCAAGAAAUAUUUUGGGCAUGGUUGGUAAGAAAUAAUGUUAUUUAGGAAAGCACAGUUGAUGAAGACAAAAAGGAUGUCAGGGAUCAUGCAGACUACGGAUUUCCAGAUGAAACAAUAAUGUUCGGUCCUGGUUAAUAGAUGAUUAAAUUAAUUGAACACACUUAAAUGAAACUUCAACAACUAAGCGACUAAUUUGAAUUAUUUGAAUCUACUUCAUCAUAAUUUGAAAAUGCUUGGGAGAAAGUAUCUUCAUUAUUGAAAGAGGAUCCAGGUUCUGAAUAGAAGUUAUAACAAUUACAAUUGCAAAUUCAUAAGAUUGUAGCUUAGAACAAUAUUAAAUUAAUUUCCUUGAAGACUUUUAAAGAAUAAGUUUUCUCUGAAAAAGACUUACUAUAUUGUUAGGCUAAUGAUUUUAUUAAAUAUGCCAUAAAACACAAUUUCACCUAAUCAUCUAAUCAUAAUGAAAGCAAUGGAUUCGAAUAGAAGAUAAUAUAUUAGCAAGAACAAUUUGUAUUUAGGAUUGAACAACUACAUUAAUAAAUAGAAGAUGAAGCUGGAAAAAUCAAGGGUCAUCUCAAAGAACUAGUAUUUUAUCCAUAAAAAUGA